Acanthosepion pharaonis is the source of this 1290-nucleotide messenger RNA. Lineage: Eukaryota; Metazoa; Mollusca; Cephalopoda; Sepiida; Sepiidae. The record is from the annotation of a GenBank genome assembly.
AUGACUUAUUCAAUUACUUACUUGUAUGCUUCUCUCCUUACUGAGAUAUUUGCUAGCUUUUCUUUUGACUGGUUUACGUUGGAAUUUCACAUUUACAUCCAAGCAAUUUCUCUUCCAGUUGCUCUACAUUUGGCAUUAAUUUUCCUAAAUUUAUUCUUAAUAUAUAAACAUUUAUAUAUUGUUUACUCAUAUCUAUCUAUCUAUCUAUCUAUCUAUCUAUCUAUCUAUCUAUCUAUCUAUCUAUCUGUGUUUGUUCGGUAUCUAUCUAUCUAUCUAUCUAUCUAUCUAUCUAUCUAUAUGUUUUCGUUCGAUCUAUAUCUGCCUAAACUGCACCUCUCCCUGUCUCUAUCCCUGUCUCUAUCUCUGUCCCUAUCUCCGGCUCUAUCCUUGUCUCUAUCUCUGUUUCUAUCCCUUUCUCUAUCUCUGUCUUUGUCUCUAUUUCUCUUUCUGUCUCUGUCUCUAUACCUUUCUCUAUCUCUGUCUCUAUCCCUGUCUCUUUGCCUGUCUCUAUCUGUUUCAAUCCCUGUCUCUAUCUCUCUUUCUAUCUCUGUCUCCGUCUCUAUCUGUUUCUAUCCCUUUCUCUGUCUCUGGCUUUGUCUCUAUCUCUCUUUCUGUCCCUGUCUCUAUCCCUAUCUCUGUCUCUAUCUCUUCACUAUUCCUGUCUCUUUGCCUGUCUCUAUCCCUCUUUCUAUCUCUGUCUCUAUCUCUCUUUCUAUAUCUCUCACUCUCAUACACAUGCAGGGACACAAAUGCGUUCUUUCUUAUUGCGUCCGACCACAUUACAACUACCCUGUUACCACCCGUUUAGUAUGGGGAAAGGGAAGAGGCAAAGAAGAUUUUUUGCCUGUCCAUUCAUAUUACACACCUUCUUAUUUCCUUCCCCUUUCACCCUUCUCACUAUUUUCAGUUAUUUCUAUUUGUUUCUCUCUCUUUCUCGUCUUUGCACCUUCCUCUCUCUCUCUCUCUCUCUCUCUCUCUUUCUCGGUCAGUCUCUCUAGUUGCCUCUCUUUCUGUCUCUUUUUCUCUCUCUUUCGGUUAGCCGAUCUACAGCCGCUCUCUCUCUCUCUCUCUCUCUCUCUCUCUCGCUCUCUUUUUUUCAAUCAGUCUGUCUAUCUCCGUCGCUCUUUCUCGGUUAGUCUAUCUGCCUCUCUUUCUCGAUCAAUCGCUAUUUUCAUCUCUUUCUCGGUCAGUCUGCCUAUCUGCCUCUCCCUCUUUUUCUCGGCCAGUCUCUCUCUCUCUCUCUCUUUCUCGGUCAGUCUGUCUAUCUGCCUCUCCCCCUCUCCUUCUUAA